CGGAGGCCACAGCGCCCCCUGUCUGCGCUUCCCCCGCCGCGCGCUCCGCGGCCAGCCGCAAAUGGCUCUGGAAUCGCGAGCUCCUUUGUGUGAAGCACACUCGGAGCCCGGCGGCAGCGGCGCACGGCGAGUCCCUCUCCUCCAGCCGGCCAGCCGGCGACGCGGGGUAGCCUUUCCCGAGCCGGAGCCCGGCUUCACUUCCCCUCCGGACGGCUCGACGGGAGCUUUCGGCUCGCUCUGGUCUUGACUCUUCGAGGUGGGGGAAGACGAGGAAGAGCUCCGAAAGGAAGCCGUCGAAAAAAGAGGGCGGCCGGCCGGCCGAGCGGGCGGGCGAGGGAGCGAGAGAGAGAGGCAGGCAGGCAGGCGGGGAAGGAGCAGAGAGGCGACCGCCCCCGAGCGAGCGAGCGAGCGUCGGAGCCCCAUGCCCGGAGCUUUGGCAAGUCGCGUUGGGGGGCCCCGAGAGAACUCCUCGAAGUUACCUGCCCGGCCGUGAGAGGAACCCUUCGCCGCGUCCCUCGCCGGCCUCGGGCUGCGCGCAGGACCCGGGGCUCUUCGGGAGAGUUUCGCUCCCCUCCUCUCUUUCUUCUCUUGCACCGACCGCAAACGGAUGUGAGGCAGGGAAGGUGUUUCUCGUCGCUUUUGGCUGCUGCUGCUGCUGCUGCUCCUCAACUCGGGCACCUCGGUCUUCUCGGGCGCUGCUUGGGGGGUGCCUCCCUCCCCUCCCCACCAGCUCGCUCUCUGGCUUUUUUUCCCUUCUUUUUUGCAUCAACAUAAACACAAAAGAGGAAAGACCCGGAGUUUGCUGAUGUUUUAGUGCAAUGGACGUAAGAUUUUACUCGCCUCCUCCUCCUCCACCACCACCAUCCCAGUCCGCGGCCGCUCCGGAGACCCCUUGCCUGGGACCUUCUCCGUGCUUGGACCCCUAUUAUUGCCACAAGUUUGACGGAGAAAACAUGUAUAUGAGUAUGACAGAGCCGAACCAGGAGUAUGUGCCAGCCAGCCAGUCUUUUCCUGGCCCAAGUCUUGAAAGUGAAGAUUUUAACAUACCUCCUAUCACUCCACCAUCAUUACCUGACCAUUCACUUGUGCAUUUGAAUGAUACAGAAUCUGGUUAUCCUUCACUUUGUCACCCUAUCAACCAUAAUGGCCUGCUCCCAUUCCAUCCUCAAAACAUGGACCUGCCUGAAAUUACAGUCUCCAAUAUGCUUGCCCAAGAUGGAACACUGCUUUCAAAUUCACUGUCUGUGAUGCAAGAAUUACGGAAUACAGAAGGAGCUCAAUAUGGUUCUCACCCCCAGAUAGCAGCUAUGAGACCAAGGGUUCAGCCGGCAGAUAUGAGGCAGCCGGGAAUGAUGCCACAUGGUCAGCUGACUACCAUUAACCAGUCACAACUAAGUGCUCAGCUUGGUUUGAAUAUGGGUGGAAAUAGUGUUCCCCACAACUCUCCAUCUCCUCCUGGAAGCAAGUCAGCAACUCCUUCACCGUCUAGUUCUGUUCAUGAAGAUGAAGUGGAUGAUACUUCUAAGGUCAAUGGGGGAGAAAAAAGACCUGCCUCUGAUAUGGGGAAAAAACCCAAGACUCCCAAGAAGAAAAAGAAGAAAGACCCUAAUGAGCCACAGAAGCCUGUUUCUGCCUAUGCAUUAUUUUUCCGAGAUACCCAAGCUGCCAUCAAGGGUCAAAAUCCAAACGCUACCUUCGGUGAAGUUUCGAAAAUAGUAGCUUCUAUGUGGGAUGGCUUGGGAGAAGAGCAAAAACAGGUAUAUAAAAAGAAGACUGAAGCUGCUAAGAAGGAAUAUCUGAAGCAGUUAGCUGCAUACAGGGCAAGCCUUGUAUCCAAGAGCUACAAUGAACCUGUGGAUGUUAAGGUAUCCCAACAACCUCAGAUGAUGAACACAAAGCAGCCAGUAUUCCACGGAUCUACGCAGCCUCAUUCAGCCUUGUAUCUAAGUUCCCACUACCACCAACAAGCAGGGAUGAAUCCUCACAUAACAGCCAUACAUCCCAAUAUUCCUCGGAACAUAGCGCCUAAGCCAAACAACCAAAUGCCAGUGACUGUUUCCAUAGCCAACAUGGCUGUGUCUCCACCUCCAUCACUUCAGAUGAGUCCUCCCAUUCACCCGCAUCUCAGUAUACAACCACACCAGCCACUUACAAUGCAGCAGUCAAUUGGAAACCAGCUACCAAUGCAGGUUCAGUCAGCUUUGCAUUCUCCUACACUGCAACAAGGUUUUACUCUCCAGCCUGAUUACCAGAAUAUUAUCAACCCAACAUCUACAGCUGCGCAAGUUGUUACCCAAGCAAUGGAGUAUGUUCGUUCAGGGUGCAGAAAUCCCCCAGCACAAAGUGUGGACUGGAAUAAUGAUUACUGCAGUAAUGGGGCCAUGCAGAGGGACAAAGCAUUGUACCUUACCUGAACACGUUUUGGUGUAGCACCUCUUCUAUCCACUGAGGAAUGCAGGGAAGUCGCUCCAUCACAGACUGCUUUAUGCAGUCAAGGCAGUUGAGCAUCUAUUUAGAAAAUAUAAGCUGCUAAGCACUUAGGACUAUUUGAUCUGGUGGGUUAUUCACUCUGGGAAAAAAAUAUUAGUCUUGCUCCUUCCUCCACCCCUUUCUUUCUUUUUCUUUCACCUUCCACAUCCUUUAAUGGACGUUGCUUUUCUUCAUUCCUUAAAGGAAGGAGGCCUGGACCAUUCAGAUCUUAUGUUGGUUUUAUUUUUGCUGUGAAGUGCUGCGCUAGUAACUGCCUUAGCAACUGUAGAUGUCUUGGAUAAAAGUCCUGGAUUUUCCAUUGGUUUUCAUAAUGGGUGUUUAUAUGAAACUACUAAAGACUUUUUAAAUGGCUUGAUGUAGCAGUCAUAGCAAGUUUGUAAAUAGCAUCUAUGUUACACUCUCCUAGAGUAUAAAAUGUGAAUGUUUUUGUAGCUAAUUGUAAUUUGAAACUGGCUCAUUCCAGUUUAUUGAUUUCACAAAGGGGGUUAAAUUGGCAAACAUUCAUAUUUUUACUUCAUUUAUAAGCAACUGACUAAUAGUUCUAUAUUUUCAGACUCUUUGAAAGGAAAAAAAAAGGAAAAUUAUUCCCAAAUGAAUUUAAUUAAACAGAAAUUGGCUCUGUGUCGUUAUACAAAAAAAAGAAGUCUAGUGUUGGGAAAAGAGCAAACACAUUUAUUUUGUACUGCCUAAAACUGCUUUUUUAUCACUUUAUGUGUAACAGUUAGUAAACGUCAUUUACGUCCUCUUAUGUAUAAAACUGCCAAAUGCUUUCUUGAUAUUUUAUUAGAUGCAGAAACAGAUUGGAAACAGCUAAAUUAUAACCUUUACAUAUGGCUAUGUAUUAUUGUUUCUUCAUACUGUGUCUGUAUUUAAUCUUUUUUUAUGGAAGCUGUUGCGCCUAUUUAUGAAAUAAUAAAUAUAGGUGUUUGUAAGUAAAUUUGUUAGCAUCUUAAAGAGGAAUUUUUUAAACUACUUUUUUUGGCAUCAAUGUAUUUGCUGCUGGCGUGAACACAUUUAAUUUUUACAGGGUUAAGAGUAAAGCCAAACCAGCUUUUUUUUCUGGCAGAAAAGAAAGGUUAAUCAGCAUUUAUUCUGCACUUCAUAUGUUGAUCUAGGACCAUAAAGGAGAAGAAAGUGAAGGAGAUGGGAGCUAAGUCCUUAAGAAAUGGCUUUGUUCCUUUGGUCGUGUUUUGAGAAAGCUUCUCAUGUAACAUUCUAUUUCUUAAAAAAAAUAUUGCUAAAUAAGGAGAGGUAAAGAGAAUAUCACACACAUGCUGUGAACAGGCACUUCUCUGUGCUCUACUCCGAAGGGACACUUUCUACAUAUUCAUGGGGGUUCCAGGCACAAGUCACUCUCCUGCCCCUAGCUGGCAAGAAAGAAGCCCCUGCAUGUGGACAGCACCACAGAAAGCAAUGCCAUGAUUUUAGAUGGAUGCCUUAAGCUUUCACAGAGCAUCUUCCCAAAAGAUUUUACAGAGCUCAUAUGGCAAAAGACUACUAAGAUUCAAAUUUACCAAAAAUACUUCAGUGAUGAAGGCAACAACAGUUAUGGCAUUAUCAUUAUGAGUAAGAAGUAGCAGAAACAGGACCAAUUCACUGCCUCCUUAGCAACCACUUGAUGGCUCCAGAGCAGAAUAGUGGAUAAGAAAAGCCAAAACCAGGUCUCUUAAAGGCUUAGAUCAGGGGCAGUGUUGAGUAAAUCAUCUUGAGGUAAGGCUAUGGUGGAUGCAAUCAGUUCCAUGAUUCUCCAUGCAGGAGUCGACCUCCCUAAGAAAGAAGGUACCUCUAGUUCUCCCACCAAUGUACUGAAUCCAUGUGAGAUAAACUGUCAUUUUCCAGUUCAUGUUGAUUAGUAGCUCUCUUUCCCCUCCCUUUUGAAAAUUUAUUUAGUCUAUAGUCCUCCCUCUCCUCAUCCCAAACAGUAUCAGUUUGGGAUGAGGAGUAUCAGUUACAUUUGGGGCUUCUGAUCAUUAUCUUUUGUCUACUUAUCCCAGACUAUAAGCUCUUUCAGGCAAGUAUUUCUUAGUGUUUGGGGAGGUUUACAAUAUGUUUUCUUCUCUUAAGCGAUGGUUACUAUGCUGACAUUUUCAAACCGGUCAACCAAUCAAAUUGAUAAAUCAGUUGGCUUCUAUUUCAGAUGUGAAAUAGAGACAUUGUACAAAACCAGCUCUACCCCAUGUAAAAUGCUUACAAAAAUAUGUUUGCAUUGAAAUAAAAAUUAGGCAAUGUACAAACUUGAAUCACUUGCGCAUGUAAUAACUAAGAAAUAAUGCAGAUCAGAUGUGAUUAUUCAGAUGGCUGUGGACGAGUUCUAAUUUUCUUGGCUUGAAUCCAUGUAGGAAUUCAUGAUUGCAUUCACAGUUUAUUGUCUUUAUGUUCAGUAGUUUAGAAAUAUACCAACAUUAAUAAUUAGCUAGUGUUUUGUAUUAAUUCUGUUAUGGUAAAACUUCAUUUCCCGCACAAAUUAAUUCUAUAAAAAGAGCAGGCAAUUAGUUUUUACAGGAAUUGACUCUGAGAGGAUUUAAUGGGAGAGUGUUGUAUUAUCAGCAUUUUCUUCUGGAGAGGUUGUGCUGUCACCAUUUAUAAAUUUCAUUGAGCAGCCAAGGUUCAAACUAGAAGCAAAUAUUAAUGUCAAUAAAAAGUAUGUCAUAAAUAAA
Messenger RNA from Pogona vitticeps (central bearded dragon), 5147 nucleotides. It is a transcript of the gene TOX, whose product is annotated as thymocyte selection associated high mobility group box. Gene Ontology annotation, cellular component: nucleus. NCBI's taxonomy places the organism in Eukaryota, Metazoa, Chordata, Lepidosauria, Squamata, Agamidae. Gene Ontology annotation, biological process: regulation of transcription by RNA polymerase II; leukocyte differentiation. Gene Ontology annotation, molecular function: chromatin DNA binding. The record is from RefSeq and is a predicted model, not a curated record.